CCGCCCCGGGCCUGGCUAAGUUCGCAGGGCUGAGUCACUAGUUCACGUGUCUCUCCUACUGCCUGGAAGCGGUGAAUCCCCAGCCGGCUGCAGGCUUGUAACCAUGGAGAAACUGAGUAAUGCAAACACCCAUUUUGCUCUCGAUCUGUUUAGAAAGUUGAAUGAAACCAACCCAACAGGAAAUAUCUUCUUCUCACCAGUCAGUAUUUCUGCUGCACUGGCCAUGGUCCUUUUAGGGGCUAAAGGUAACACAGAGACACAGCUGUUGAAGACCCUUCAUUUUGAUGUUGUUGAAGAACUUCAUUCAAGAUUUCAGACCCUAACCUCUGACAUAAACAGAAGUGGAGCUUCCUAUCUGUUGAAGCUUGCCAAUCGGCUUUAUGGAGAGAAGACCUACAAUUUUUUAGCAGACUUCUUGACUAAGACUCAGAAACUAUAUGGAGCUGAUUUAGCUACGGUUGAUUUUCUACUUGCUCCAGAUGAAGCAAGGAAACAAAUUAACCAGUGGGUAGCAGAGCAGACUGAAGGUAAAAUUCCCAACCUGUUGUCUGAGGGCUCAGUUAAUAAUAUGACCAAACUAGUGUUGGUGAAUGCUAUUUAUUUCAAAGGAAAUUGGGCUGAGAAAUUUAAAGAAGCAGAUACGAAACAAAUGCAAUUUCGGUUAAAUAAGAAUGAAAAAAAGACAGUGCAAAUGAUGUAUCAGAAAGAGAACUAUCCUUUUGGGUACAUCUCUGAACUGAAAUGUCGUGUGCUAGAGCUUCCCUAUGAUGGAAAAGAACUUAGCAUGAUCAUCCUGUUACCUGAUGACAUUGACGAUAACUCCACUGGACUCCAGCAGCUAGAGAAGCAAAUCACCUUAGAAAAGCUCCAGGAAUGGACACAGCCACAAAAUAUGCAUCCCAUUGAUGUUCAUGUGCAUCUGCCUAAAUUUAAGCUGGAAGACAGCUAUGACCUUAAAUCAGAUUUAGCAGGUCUGGGCCUGCAGGAUAUAUUUGACAGUGGCAAGGCUGACUUGUCUGGAAUGUCAGGCGCACGAGACCUCUUUCUAUCUAAAAUUGUACACAAGUCUUUCAUAGAAGUGAAUGAAGAAGGCACAGAAGCUGCAGCUGCCACUGCUGGCAUUGCUAUGUUCUGCAUGCUUAUGGAAGAGGAUUUCAACGCUGAUCACCCUUUCCUUUUCUUCAUCCGUCACAACCCAACACAAAGCAUACUUUUCUUUGGCAGGUAUGCUUCUCCAUAAAAGAGAAGACAGAGCUACAGCUGAGGACCUGAUCCUAUUUCCACUUAAACCAGUGGGAACCUGUAAUUAAGUUCUUACAAAUUUUCAUUGCAAUUCUCCAUGUCACAAUAAAAUGACUACUCAGAAAUUAAUACCUAAGAUCCUUCCUGGGCUUCUUUGCCAAUUCCUUAGCACUGAUAUCUGUUUGUGUACAGUAAAAUCUGUCUUAUGCAAUGACUUGCAGGGCUGACAAAGUCUGGUUGCUCAACACGGUUGACCUUUUAAUAAAGGUGGACCAGAAUUGAACGUAGUACUUUUGGGGAUUCUUUGAGACGGUUACUUGAGUCAGAAAAUUCCCUAAUGUAUGAAUGCCCUCUUGUGUGGGUUUUGCCAUAUUAUUGUGAACUGGCAGUGACUUCCCUUUGGUGUAAUUCCCCUCUCUGCUGACUUUGAUCAAGUAAUUCAAUGUGCUUGCUCAGCAGGAUAAGUUUGCAAGGCUUUUCGUUUCUUAGGGCUUGGCUACACUUGCAAGUUAGAGCGCAUUAAAGCAGCCCUAGGUGUCCUAACUCACAACCCGUCCACACUGACAAGGCACUUAGAGUGCCUGGACUCUGCAGCUGGAGCGCUCCUGAGUAGUCCACCUCCAUGAGAAGCAUAAUGCUUGCUCCGCCUCGGCUGAAACACCCCAGCGUCAGUGUGAACAUGGUGUUGCAUUACUGUGCUCUGAUCGGCCUCCGGAAACAUCCCAUAUUCAAGUGGCCGCUCUUGUCAUUGUUUUGGAAUCGGCUAUAGGAAUGCGGAUAUGCCCUUUCAAAGCUCUGUUUCUGACAACCGGCUGCUUAUCUGCUCUGGGACAAAGCAAGCCAUUACUGUGGAAUGCUGCUGUUGUGAGUGUGUGUGAGAGAGAGGUGGGGAGGAGGGGGGUCUGCUGCUGUUUGAACUUACAACUUACAAGACAGCAUGUUGACAUGCUCUCAGACCCCAAAAACCCACUCUCUCUCUCUCCACAUACACACAACACACUGCCUGUCACACUCCACCCCCACCAUUUGAAAGCACGUUGCAGCCACCUGCCUGCUGGGAUAACUACCACAAUGCACUGCUAUCUCUGGCGUUGCAAGAGCUGCUAAUGUGGCCACAGCAGUGUGCUCUAAUCUGACAGUGUGGACACACUGCACCAGUUUCCCUACUGUGCUCUCCGAGGGCUGGUUUAACUCUCAGUGCUCUACAUCUGCAAAUGUAGCCAUAGCCUUAGAGUCUUCUUUUAGAGGCCUUUGAACAAAAUGCUGUUUGGCACCAGAAGGCACUGAACAGCCAAGUGGGCCUUAUGUCUUGGGAUAAAAGGUCAAUUAGGAUGUGUCUAGAGAGACUUUCUAUUCUUACAGAAAGCAUUAAGCUGUUUAAACACGUACAACCCUUACAAUCACAGUUUCAGAACUCUAGUAUGAUAUUGCUUCUGAAUGAGGAGGUGGAAAUGGGACAGGCCAUUUCUUAAUGGUUUUUUAAGAAACCUUAACACUUCUGUACGUUUUAAAGAAAAAUUUUAAAAUGGUUUCAUCGGUUUAAAAUGUAUGGAGAUUUUGAGAGGUCUUGAAAGAUUUUUCAGAUUGUUGAAACUAACUUUCUAAAAGGCAUGCAAUCUUGGCCUAAAACUAUAAUAUCAACACAGGAAAGAUUCCUGCUUUCCAGGGAACUGCUCUGUAGCUGUUCCAAAUAUCUUAAGUACAAUUUAUAUAUAUUAAUGCUACAGUGAGCUCUGGCCCACGUGGCUGGCUGGCUGCCUACUGCCUCUUUACAAACUGAUUUUUGCACCAAAUAACAGUUUGACUUCUAGGAACUGGUGUACUUAUGUACUCGUAAUAUCCUGCUGUUGCUUCCUGUUAGUACUAGUAGCCUGUAUAAUUUCAUGUAUAUCCUGUGCAGUUAUUUCUAUGCAUUAACAGUAUAACCUCAAAUAUAUUCUGGGAGUCUAAUUCUGUAUUCCUUUGUGAACCUCACUAUAAUUUUGCCUUGGAAGUACAAAUAAACGGUUGUAUUUUUUUUUUAAAACUGUU
Malaclemys terrapin pileata is the source of this 3273-nucleotide messenger RNA. RefSeq names its product leukocyte elastase inhibitor-like. Gene Ontology annotation, molecular function: serine-type endopeptidase inhibitor activity. Bases 104 to 1240 code for a protein of 378 amino acids. NCBI's taxonomy places the organism in Eukaryota, Metazoa, Chordata, Testudines, Emydidae. The record is from RefSeq and is a predicted model, not a curated record. Gene Ontology annotation, biological process: negative regulation of endopeptidase activity. The transcript is spliced from 7 exons.